Molecule: messenger RNA, 1499 nt
Organism: Drosophila innubila
Lineage: Eukaryota; Metazoa; Arthropoda; Insecta; Diptera; Drosophilidae
Product: glutamate transporter polyphemus
Exons: 5
Coding region: 95-1342 (415 amino acids)
Biological process (GO): amino acid transmembrane transport
Cellular component (GO): vacuolar membrane
Molecular function (GO): amino acid transmembrane transporter activity
Source: RefSeq, a predicted model, not a curated record
UCCCUAUGAUAAUCGUCAGGUGGAGUUACCACUUACAAAUUUUGAUGCAUUUUUCUCAUUGCUUAAGUGCGUUAUUGGUACUGGCAUUUUGGCCAUGCCUUUAGCCUUCAUGUACUCUGGGAUUAUUGGUGGAGUUAUAAUGACAGUUUUUUGUAUCGGCGUACUAAUAUACGGAAUUCAAUUACUGAUCAUGUGCAUGGUUGAGUCAAGUCGACGCAAUAAUGUCGGUUAUAUGACAUAUCACGAAACUAUGGUAUAUGCCUUUUCCGAGGGACCAAAGUGUUGUCGUUGGUUCUCCAAGGGAUCUGGCUAUAUGGUGGAUCUAAUACUCGGCUUCUCACACUACGGCGUUUGUGUUGUCUAUCUCGUCUUCGUCUCAGUGAAUAUGAAGCAAUUCGUAGAUGAGCAUUUUAGCAAAAUCGAUUUAAGGAUUAUGAUUGCCAUCAUUGGUAUUUUUUGUAUACCCUUGUUUCUAUUACGUCAGCUCAAGUAUCUGGUGCCCGGCAAUAUACUUGCAUCAGUUCUGAUUCUUGCCGGACUCUUGGCCAUCUUUUGGUACUUUUUUCGUGGCUUGCCAUCGAUUACGGAGAGAGCCGUGUUGGUAAAGCCCGCUGAGUUGUACCAGAUACCCUUUGCUCUGGGUAUUGUACUAUUUGCCACAUCAUCUGUGGGUGUGAUGCUGGCUAUUGAGUCGAAAAUGGGAAAACCUGGCGACUAUAUUGGCUGGUUUGGUGUACUGAAUAUAGCGUCUAUAUUUAUAAUUGUUCUUAAUGUUAUUUUCGGACUGGUUGGCUUCUGGCGAUAUGGAUGUAAUACUGAAGCGAGUGUUACCCUCAAUAUACCCGUUGAGGAAGCCCUUGCUCAGAUUAUUAAGUUAAGCAUCGCCAUUGCUAUCUUUUUGUCGUAUCCUUUAAGCGGUUAUGUUACCAUCAGUAUCAUUAUGAUUUACGUAUUGAAGCGCGAAGUGAAGAACCCUCAUAUGAUUGAGUACAUUAUUCGAGUUGCUUUUGUUAUUUUGAGCACUCUGAAUGCCAUCGCAUUGCCCAACUUGGGUCCGUUAUUGGCAUUGGUGGGAACAUUCUCCAUAUCAUUGCUAAAUCUAGUAUUUCCGUGCUGCAUUGAACUCUGUCUUAUAUACCAAGAUUCCUAUGGCAAAUUGUUGUGGAAACUCUGGAAGAAUAUCUUAAUGAUUCUCUUCGGAUUGCUCAUUUUCUUCUAUGGCAGUUACAGAGCCUUUGUUGAUAUAAUCGAAGAAUAUGGUGAGAGUAAAGGUGAUACUACAACCGAAAAGCCAACAACAACUACUGUGAGUCUUACGACCAAACUAGAAGCGUAUUUGUGAAGAGAAAAGAAGAAGAGAAUAGAUAUGAUUAUGCAUCGAUUAUUUAAUAGUACGAGUAUGGUAAGGGAAUUUAUGUAAUUACAAAGGAAGAGCCAACAUAAAAAUCAAAAGCGUAUUUCUAAUAAAUCAAACUCCAAAUCAAAGGUGUACUAAGAAA